This is a messenger RNA of Ostreococcus tauri, 801 nucleotides long. RefSeq names its product Small-subunit processome, Utp11. Bases 1 to 801 code for a protein of 266 amino acids. NCBI's taxonomy places the organism in Eukaryota, Viridiplantae, Chlorophyta, Mamiellophyceae, Mamiellales, Bathycoccaceae. The record is from RefSeq and is a predicted model, not a curated record. The transcript has a single exon. Gene Ontology annotation, biological process: rRNA processing. Gene Ontology annotation, cellular component: small-subunit processome; nucleolus.
AUGUCGAGCUCGUUGAGAAACGCGGUGAAGCGCAAGACGCACAAGGAGCGAGCGCAGCCGAGCGAACGCAAGCGAUACGGGUUGCUGGAGAAGAAGAAGGAUUACGUGUUGCGAGCGAGGGAUUAUCACAAGAAGGAGGAUGCGAUCAACGCGCUGAAGCGAAAGGCGGCGUACAGGAACCCGGAUGAGUUUUAUUUCGCCAUGCAAAAGACGAAGACGGAGGACGGCGUGCACGUGGCGAGGACGACGGAGCAGAAUAAGUACACGGAGGAAGAGUUGAGGGUGAUGAAGACGCAGGACGUGAAGUACGUGCAACUCAAGGCUGGGGUCGAGGCGAAGAGGGUGGAGAAGUUGAAGCGGAACCUGCACAGCAUCGGCGCGCCGGCGAAACGUAAGCACACUGUGUUCGUGGACACGGAGGAGGAUGCGAAGAAUUUCGACGCGGCAGAGCACUUUGACACCGAGCGCGAGCUCGUCGGACGCGCGUUCAAUCGGCCACGUCGGUCGCAACUGGAGGAUGAAGAUGCAGUGGUUGGCCUGCGAAACACCGGUGACGCCGGCACGAGCGGCGGAACGACGGCUACGGUUUCCAUGAAGAAACUCGCUCGCAUGCAAAAGGGCGCUUACAAGACGUACACGGCGUACGAUGAGCGUGCGAAGAAGUUAAAGGGUAUGACAGAGGACAUGGCGAUGCAGAAAGUGAUUUCAUAUGACAGGGGUCACAAGACGAAGAUUACAAAGACGAAUCCCGACGGCACAACGACGACGUACUUCAAAUGGAAGCAGCAGCGUAAAAAGUGA